Molecule: messenger RNA, 1617 nt
Organism: Mollisia scopiformis
Lineage: Eukaryota; Fungi; Ascomycota; Leotiomycetes; Helotiales; Mollisiaceae
Exons: 7
Coding region: 1-1617 (538 amino acids)
Biological process (GO): nucleobase transport; transmembrane transport
Cellular component (GO): plasma membrane
Molecular function (GO): nucleobase transmembrane transporter activity
Source: RefSeq, a predicted model, not a curated record
AUGGAGAAAGUCAAGCGAACGAAAUUUGCUUACCUAGUGGAUAAAUUGGCGGUAGAGAGUGAGCCAGGAUUGACAAAUGCUCAAUUGAUGUUAAACAAUCAUGAUCUCAAGCCAGUCGAGCCACAACGUAGGCAAUGGGGAGCAUGGAAUUUCGUAGGCUUUUGGGUAGCUGACUCGUUCAAUAUAAACACAUGGAUGAUUUCGUCCUCUAUGAUCGUACAGCCAAGUGAUCUCUCAUGGUGGCAAUCAUGGCUCUGUGUCUGGCUUGGUUACUCAAUUGCAGCAUGCUUUGUUGUUUUAACAGGUAGAAUUGGUGCGACCUACCAUAUCUCAUUCCCUGUCGUAACUCGCUCGAGCUUCGGCGUCUGGGCUUGGAUCGGAGGAGAGUGCAUUCGCCUCAUGAUCUGCGCAAUCUGGCCAUCGUUCUAUAAUAUACCCAACGGCAUUCCGAGCAGUGGCACGAAUACCAGGGACUUCGUGUCCUUCUUCAUCUUCUGGCUUGUUUCCCUGCCAGCGAUUUGGUUCCCAGUCCACAAGAUCCGACACUUGUUCACCGUCAAGGCCUAUGUCGUGCCAACAGCUGGUGUUGCUUUCUUUAUCUGGGCAAUUGUUCGUGCUCACGGUAUCGGACCUAUUACCCGCCAGCCAAACACUUCUCACGGCUCUGCGAUGGCUUGGGCAAUGGUAUCCGGUAUCAUGUCCGCAAUUGCCAAUUUCGCUACACUCAUUGUGAAUGAUCCAGACUUCGCUCGUUCUGCCCGCAAGCCGAGAGAUGCUAUCUGGUCUCAACUCAUCACUAUCCCCGUGGGAUUCGCCGUCACCUCGUUCAUCGGCAUCAUCGUCUCUUCAUCGUCGACUAUCAUUUUCCACGGUGAACCAAUCUGGAACCCUCUCAACCUUCUCCAAUCGUUCUUGAAUGAAGGAACAUCUGGGGAUCGUGUUGGUGUCUUCUUCAUCGCCCUUGCGUUCUCUCUCGCCCAACUCGGUACUAACAUCGCCGCUAACUCUGUCUCAGCUGGUACAGAUAUGAGUGCUUUACUGCCGAGAUAUCUUAAUAUCCGUCGCGGAGGCUACGUUUGUGCUCUCGUCGGUCUCGUCAUAUGUCCCUGGAAUUUGCUCUCAUCUGCAAAUAACUUUACCACUUACCUCUCUGCUUAUUCCGUCUUCUUAUCCUCCAUCGCAGGAGUUAUUGUUAGCGAUUACUACCUGGUCCGAAAAGGAUAUCUUCAAAUCAAGGAUCUGUACUCUGCCAAGUGUUCCUCGCCAUAUUACUACUGGUACGGCAUCCACUGGAGAGGAUAUGCUGCCUAUAUCGCUGGUAUCCUAAUUAACAUCGUCGGUUUCGUCGGGGCGAUCGGAAAGCCUGUUCCUGCGGGAGCUACUUAUAUCUAUCGUCUGAACUUCUUCUGUGGAUUCAUUGUUGCGGGUGGUGCUUAUUGGAUCUUGUGCAUGGUGUGGAAGGUCCCCGCAACGAGUGAUGUGUGGAUGGAGGUUGGUGAUGAGAUUGAGGAUGUCAGUAUGGCAUAUGAUGCUAGCAGCGAUUAUGACGAGGAGAGCAUUGCUGGUGGUGAGGUUCAUUCGCGGUCCGAUCGGGUUACAUUAUGUAAUGGUGUUUAA